Messenger RNA from Glarea lozoyensis ATCC 20868, 3237 nucleotides. RefSeq lists its product as uncharacterized. The record is from RefSeq and is a predicted model, not a curated record. The transcript has 2 exons. NCBI's taxonomy places the organism in Eukaryota, Fungi, Ascomycota, Leotiomycetes, Helotiales, Helotiaceae. The coding region runs from base 1 to 3237 and encodes 1078 amino acids.
AUGCCCUCAAAGGGUCUCGAAGAUGUCCCUCGGCUUAGAUCUUCUGGACAAUAUAACGCAGCCUUAUCGAUAUUAUCUGACGAAAAUUUCGAAAAAUCCGAGCUGGGAUCGGAAACUCAGCGGCAACUAUUGCUUGAACGACUUUUAUGCAGCGUACUCUCACAAAAAUUCCAUGCUGUCAAAGAGCUUGCAGCACUCAUCAGCGAACAAAGCUCGGCUUGGGCAGAGAUUGACACAGAUCUAUUCCGGCUGAUCUACGCGUAUGCACGUUUUCACACUGCCAUAGACCUCAAAGGAGCACUAGAUGUGUUCGGUGAAGUUUAUGGUAGGCAUUUGCGCGACACAAAAGUUUCGGACUUUCAGCCUAUCCAUGUAUUGCUACUGUGCUUUAGUAGCAUCAUCAUACACCUCGGUAGUGCUUUCUUUGGCACCGAGGACUAUGAAUGUUUGCAAAAGCUUGAAGAGCUUCGACUUAUUUUACUACAAAACGGAAAUCAUAAUGAGUUAGGAAUGGUCCAUCUCACUGAGAAACACUGCCUCAAUGCUCCCGACCAAAUCCAGCAUUUGCAAGCAACAAUUGAGUCGCCUAACUUUAAAAAGAAUCCCGGUCUCGAAGUUCAUCUUAAGGUACUCCUACUAAAUGCCUACUAUAAUACAGAUGAUCGUCAGCGUGCAAACGAACUGGUCUCUGAUUUAUGCUCAUCUGUUCUGGCUCAGCACAAUUAUGAAAGGCAGUUGUGCGCUCAAUAUCUAGAAGUUAAGUAUACUGAAACAAGCAACGAGGUCGAUUCCUUUCUGGAAACCCUCGAUGCUACCGUAGAGAUGCAAGCUACUGGGGAUUUGUGGCAAGAAAUAGGAUUUCUACGAGCCCGUAGACAUUUGAUGUCAGGGCUUGUAGAUCAAUACAUAGAAGAGUUAUUUGCUCUGUUGAAGCAAAGUCAAUCGUGUAUACUUCCUAAAACACCUACUGAUCUCAUUGAAGGAGAUCAAGCCCAAGACUCCGUAGCGCCCUCGCAGUCCGCAUGGUUGUUCUGGCGUCAGUAUAUGGAUCUACUCACUGCGGAUAUGAACGCGCAAAAUAGACGACCCUUGGCUGUUCGAUGUGCUCAGAGUUUCUUUGAAUUUCAAACUGAGUGCACUAUCCCUGAGCUACGAUAUACUUUGUCUACUGUUCCUGCAGAAUGUUAUGAGGAGAUUGGGGACAUGCACCAAGUUCUACACUGGAGAGGUUUGGGCGCAGAAAUUGCGAAGGAUUGUGAUGACGAGGACAUCAGGGACGAAGCUGACUGCAACUUCCAUCUUGUGUUUGCGGACGAUGCCAUCAUAAUGAUAGAUGACCCACAUGGGGUCAAGCAGAAAAGCUGGAACGCCGCAAAAGUUCGAGAUCUAGAAAUUCUCUACGAAGAGACUAAAAAACAAGAGAAGUGGAAGUAUACCUUCCGCUAUGCUCAGGCUCUUCUCGAUAAAGAACUUGAUCUAGCAGUGGCCAAUGGUCGGCCACCAGCUGGUGAAAAAUGGUAUGCAAACACGCUGGAGGCACUUAGUCACCUCGGAGUAGCGGAACAACUAUCCUAUCGCCCACGUGUCCUAUUCGCCUUAGCUCACGCAAAGUUUGACUUCAAAAGUUACUUGGGCUGUAUUGAAAGUUUGCAGGAGGUUAUCAAGAUCUCCAAAGUAGCCAACAACCGUGUCAUAGAGACAAAUGCCUUGUUCACUUCCGCUCGAGCUUGGUUGCAUCUAUAUCAGAACAGCCCCGAGCCAUCACAGUGGUCAUCUGGAUAUGAAAGCGUAACGGCUUGUCUUGCCUUGUGCACACAGGAGCAAAGACUAGACUGGAAGGCAUGCUGCCACACAUUACUAGCCACCAUGUGGUAUGCAAAGCGAGAUGCCGACAACGACGCCCUGCAGAACACAUUAUACCACAUCACCCAAGUGCGACAUAACUGGACCAAGGUGAUGCAACCAAAAUUUGGCAAUGUGAAGCUCGAAGACCUCUUGACAAGAUACGCAAUAAGUGGGCGAAACGCAAAGACACCAUAUUCGAUAUGGCGCAUGGCUGUAGAUAUCUGUGUCACCCUCCGUGAACAUAGUCAAGUAUGGUCUUGGAUUGAGUACAGCAAGGCGCGAGCCUUUCGUGAAAGUCUCCACAGCUGCGAAGAUGGGCUAAAUCAGCAGAUUACAGAACCCGAAAUGGAUGAAACGGGGUUUGAUCGCUUUAUGACUGGGCAAUCCAUCAUUAUGGUACAUUGGAUAAUCCUCGAAGAAAAUAUUCUGCUUUGUGUUCGCGAGGAUUCAACUACCUAUAUCUCCUUGGAACUCAAUUGCACCACAUCGCAGGUAAAAGAGUGGUACCAUGGCCUAGUAGCUUCGAAUGAGGAUUUGUCAGACAUUGAAACUGCCGAUGAGAUCCUGUCGGAGCUUCAAGAGCUUGUACGGCCACUUAUUGAUCUCGCCACUAAGAAGAAGGAUAGUAUUUUCAUUCUCUGCCCUACACAGGUCAUCUUCAAAAUCCCAGUUCAUGCAAUCCCUGUGGAUGGCACUUGCCUUCUUGACUUGGUUCCUGUCGUUUACACCCAUUCCUUUGCAGUCCUCGGACGGAUAAUGCAACAAAAUUCAACUAGCUCACGCCCAGAUGUUGGGGAGUUUGAGUUCUUUGGUAGUCCAACAGGAGAUACCCCAGCCGGAUCUGAGGUCGUCCGCAAAAUUGUCGCACAGUGCGGUAGACAGGAACAUGUCGAUGAUGUUUCAAAAGACGAGUUCUUGAAAAGCAUCAACAUGGCAUCAUGGAUACACUUCCACGGCCAUGUCAUAUCCGCAGACCAUCCUCUCAAUCAAGCGCUACUAUUCCACCAUGGUGAGAAAUUAGCCGCCCGCGAAAUUUUCAAAAUGGAUUUAUCAAAAAGAUCGCCAGCAGUACUCCUCAUCGGCUGCGGUUCAGGUGUCGAGAGGUUAGAUCCAGGGGAUGAGCCGCUAGGCCUUGUAUCUAGUCUGUUAUUUGCAGGUGCUUCUUCGGUCAUUGCCACUAUGUGGCCUAUUCAUGAUCGAUUGUCUGGUGCAAAAUUCAGCGAGCACUUUUAUGGAAUUGAUUGCGAUAAGAAAUUUAAAUUUGAAGGGUGCAUUGAUCUUGCGAGACGGAUGAGAGACGCUGCUCUUGCUAUUAAGAGAAACCCAGCAACCCAAGCACCGUAUUUCUGGGCUGGCUUUGCGCUGUAUGGUCGAUGGAACUUCAGAGUAUGA